This is a messenger RNA of Haemonchus placei, 525 nucleotides long. NCBI's taxonomy places the organism in Eukaryota, Metazoa, Nematoda, Chromadorea, Rhabditida, Trichostrongylidae. The record is from the annotation of a GenBank genome assembly.
AUGGUUGAAUCAACAAGCAUUGAGCAGGAUAGGGAGGUACUCAUGGACAGGCUUCGACUUAAUAAACGCCUUCGAAAUGAGGCAUUGACAGCAAGCGAAGAGCUCGAAAUCGUUUCUCCUGCGGUCGCCGAAUUUCGACGUAGCAUGGGACCGGUUGAUCCCAACCGUGCAUUCCUUGAAUGCUGUAUGGACAGACAAUUACCGGAUGCUUGUCUUGCCAAAUGCAACUUCAGAACGUACACGAAAGAAGCGUUAUCUGCGAUGUACUUCAAGCAAGAUCCAUGUCCUUUGGAAGCGAUGAAGGAAAUGCAGUUCUGUGCUGCUCAAGGAGCGGACCACUCCGAAUGCUGUGCUCGUAAUGGAGUCACAACAACUCUCGCUGGCAUGAAAUGCCUCACAUUCUGUGAUCAACGACUAGGACAUCCCAAACAACUGGAUAUGUCAUAUGUUCCGUGUUUCGACCGUUUCGAAAAUAUGAAAGCGUGCUUUUGGCACGAUCUGACUCGCUAUUAUAGGCUGAAGUAG